CCUUCGUGGUGUUGAAUUGGUUCUGAGCAAAAUGAAAUUCCUGAUCGCUUUCGCCCUGGUGGCCGCCGCCAGCGCAGAUGUCUCGCAUCUGUUCUCGGGCAGCAACAACCUGCAGGAGGAUGGCUACCACUACGCCCCGCCCCGCUCCCCCGUCGUGAUCGACGUGCCCUACGUGCCCCACGAGUCCGCUCCCCCAACCGUGGUAUACGAGCCACCCAAGCCCAGGCCCACGCCUCCCCGUCCCGUGUACACUGCCCCCCCGGUGGUCUACCACCCAACGCCCGCCGGCGUCCUGAAGGACGAUGGCUACCACUACGGCCAGCCCUCCGUGAAGUUCGAGGUGUCCGCUCCCCCGCCAGUGUACGUGAAGCCCCCAGCACCGAAGGUUGAGUACCUGCCUCCUCCGCCAACCAAGAAGGUCGUGUACACCCCACCCCCACCACCACCAACCAAGAAGGUCGUCUACGUGCCUCCUCCACCACCACCGACCAAGAAGGUCGUGUACACCCCACCCCCACCACCACCACCGAAGAAGUACACCCCACCCACGCCUGAGUACCUGCCCCCGGAGACCCAGAAGGUUGUGGUCUACACCCCACCCCCACCACCACCAACCAAGAAGGUCGUCUACGUGCCUCCUCCACCACCACCGACCAAGAAGGUCGUGUACACCCCUCCCCCACCACCACCACCACCGAAGAAGGUCGUCUACACCCCACCCCCGACUGGGAUCCUGAAGGACGACGGCUACCACUACGGCCAGCCCUCCGUGAAGUUCGAGGUGUCCGCUCCUCCACCAAAGGUUGAGUACCUGCCUCCCCCACCCACCAAGAAGGUUGUGUACGUCCCACCCCCACCACCACCAACCAAGAAGGUCGUCUACGUCCCACCCCCACCACCACCAACCAAGAAGGUCGUCUACGUGCCUCCUCCACCACCACCAACCAAGAAGGUUGUCUACGUCCCUCCCCCACCACCACCAACCAAGAAGGUCGUCUACGUCCCUCCCCCACCACCACCAACCAAGAAGGUGUACGUCGCCCCCCCAGUGGAGUACCUGCCCCCCGCCCAGAAGGGAUACAGCUACCCCAACGACCCCCAUCCGGCGUUCAACUUCUAGGCUGACGAAGCUCAUUGUAAAUACGCAGAUUAAGUAUUAGCCAUAUUUCUGAACGAGUUGUGAAUGAGUGGUUUGGCCUUUCGCGAGAAAGCCGACUCCACUUCGAGUUAACGUGAAAAUAAAAAUCCUUCGAUUUAAAA
Drosophila ficusphila is the source of this 1260-nucleotide messenger RNA. RefSeq names its product extensin-3. NCBI's taxonomy places the organism in Eukaryota, Metazoa, Arthropoda, Insecta, Diptera, Drosophilidae. The record is from RefSeq and is a predicted model, not a curated record.